AUGAGCUUCAACAAGAGCAGGGGUGGGGGAUUGGGUGGAGCAGGAGCAGGAGGAGACGAGCUGGUGCUGCGAGGCUCCAUCUCCAAGAAAUGGACCUUCCUCCUCUGCCUCGGCAGCUUCUGCAUCGGCCUCCUCUUCACUAACAGGAUGUGGACGAUGCCGGAGCCGAAAGAGAUCAUCAGGAGGUCGAGACUCGAGGUGGAAAAGACGAAUCUUGUCGCCGGCGACUGCGCUCCCAAAAGUAUCGAUGAUGCAAAAGACGUUCCUGGAGAGGUUCCAAGAACUCAAGAUGUUAUACAGACACUGGACAAAACAAUAUCGAACCUCGAAAUGGAGCUUGCAUCUGCAAAGGCGUCACAGGAAUCCAUGCUCAAUGGUGCCCCGAUGUCCGAAUCCACAGGGAAAUGGAAAUACUUCAUGGUCAUUGGCAUAAACACUGCGUUCAGCAGUCGGAAAAGACGAGACUCAGUCCGUGCUACAUGGAUGCCUCAAGGUGAGAAGAGGAGAAAGAUGGAGGAAGAGAAGGGCAUUAUCAUUCGGUUCGUCAUCGGUCAUAGUGCGACUCCUGGCGGCAUACUUGAUCGAGCAAUUGAUGCAGAGGACAGGAAACAUGAGGACUUCAUGAGGCUGGACCAUGUUGAAGGGUACCUGGAACUGGCAGCAAAGACCAAAGCGUACUUCGUCGCAGCUGUGUCCAUGUGGGAUGCUGAGUACUACAUCAAGGUCGACGACGAUGUACAUGUAAAUAUAGCAACUCUUGGAAACACGCUAGCAAGACAUCGCUCCAAGCCUCGAGCUUACGUUGGCUGCAUGAAGUCUGGCCCAGUGCUAGCUCAGAAGGGCGUGAGGUACCACGAGCCUGAAUACUGGAAAUUCGGCGAAUGGGGAAACAAAUACUUCCGACACGCGACCGGUCAGCUGUACGCCAUCUCCAAAGAUCUGGCCUCCUACAUAGCACUCAAUCAGCAUGUUCUGCACAAAUAUGCUAAUGAGGAUGUAUCCCUGGGAUCCUGGUUCAUCGGAUUGGACGUCGAACACGUCGAUGACCGUCGUCUUUGCUGCGGCACACCACCAGAUUGCGAAUGGAAGGCGCAGGCGGGGAACGUGUGCGCUGCGUCGUUCGACUGGAGCUGCAGUGGCAUCUGCAAAUCUGCUGAUCGUAUCAAGGAAGUCCAUCAGCGCUGCGGUGAGAGUGAGAAUGCAAUUUGGAAUGCAAAGUUUUAA
This is a messenger RNA of Miscanthus lutarioriparius, 1224 nucleotides long. Lineage: Eukaryota; Viridiplantae; Streptophyta; Magnoliopsida; Poales; Poaceae. The record is from the annotation of a GenBank genome assembly.